This is a messenger RNA of Dinoponera quadriceps, 5610 nucleotides long. RefSeq names its product RING finger protein 17-like (gene qin). The record is from RefSeq and is a predicted model, not a curated record. Bases 296 to 5431 code for a protein of 1711 amino acids. Gene Ontology annotation, molecular function: zinc ion binding. The transcript is spliced from 28 exons. Lineage: Eukaryota; Metazoa; Arthropoda; Insecta; Hymenoptera; Formicidae.
GCAAUAUGUCGGAAGUGUACUGCGUCGUUGAAAUUGCGCAGGUGGACGCACGAUUUCAAUUGGCGCGAUCAUCCGAGUAAAUACAGCGGCCGGCAAAGAUAAGGAGCGCGAGCGAGUGCUGACGGGUAGGGAAGCUGAGAAGGACAGUUGUUUGUUCGAACGGGCGCGAUACUGUCGUCGGUGUGAGUCGUCGUUGUCCGUCGCGAUAUACGUCGAAAAGUGUUCGCGAGCUUUGACGAACGUGUGAAAAUUGGCAAGUACACACGCUUUCCUGCACUGUGUAUGAAUUAUCACGAUGUCGAUGCCAUCACGUGUGAGAGCAUUCGUGCCCAACAGCAAGGCGUCAUCGUCUUUCUUUACGUGCUUCAACAUCCCCAAAACGAAGUCCAAGCAUGUUACGUGUGUCUCCUGCAGCCACAAGUUCUACGUACCAAUUACAGACAAAUCGUUGCUGACUGGAUCCUUAAUUCCUUUGGUAUUACCUUGUGGGCAUCCCAUUUGCAGUGGAUGUGUGAAAAAGAAAACUAUAUCUUGUCCUUUAUGCAAAACUAAUGUGAAAGAUAAUAUUAAAAAACUCCCAUUGAACUUAUAUACUCUGGGCCUACUUGUUUCAUCAAGCCAGCAGCGCCCAGCAGAAAAUGAUGAUGAAGAUUUUGCAUUUUGUCAUAAGCUGGCUGUACGGUUACGGCAAAUUAAAACCCAAGGAUAUUGUCAUGAAUGUGGGAAUUCUGCUUCUGUUAAGUGUGUGCAAUGUAUGGUUCUCUUUUGUUCCAGCUGCUACUCUAAAAUUCAUGGAAGAGCAUUGCAGAACCACACGCAAAUCUUACUAGUUAAAGAGGAAGAUGGAAAUUUCUGUCAGAUUACAAACAGUUGUUUACCAACAUGCUCUGAAUCAUUAAGCUAUUUUUGCAAUGACUGUAACAUAUCUGGCUGUUCAAAUUGCAUGUUGCUAAAGCAUAAAAUGCACAGUUAUAUCACGUUACAAAAGAAGAACGAGGACAUGAUGGCUGAGUUCAACGAGGUCAAUCAGAAAAUCAUCGAGAAUUUGCAAAGGGUCACCCAGGUGAAACAGAAGCUUAAGUCGACUUUAAUGUCAACGUACGAGCCGGAAGAAAGCGACUCCGUAGAGACGAAGAUCGCCAAGCACUUCGCCUACCUACACGGCGUCCUCCAGAAUCUGGAAGCGAAAUUAAUGAACCAUUUACAUCAGCGGCGCAACAGUCUGAAAAAUGAUUUAGCGGAGAUCAGAGCGCAUGUAGAUGCGCAGGAAGAACAGCUGAGCGUCGCGUUGACGAUGGCUUCCUACACGAAGGACAACUUCGGCAAAGUGGACAUGCGAAACGCGAUACAAGUUCUCCGCGAGAUGUCGGAUCUCCCUUGCCACUUGCUUCGCAACGAUUUCACUGAGGACGAGGCGAUAUUGUUUAACAUCGAUGAAAAUAUCAUCGCACACUUGAAUAAUCAUUGCGCGCUUCAAGUGCCGCAAGUAUCGCGCUACCAACUCGUACGAACGGAAGCGUUACCAGAGGACUACAAGAUGGAGCCUUUAGAGAAGGACUCUUCCAUUGCAGAUGUGCUUAAUCAGACUUUAUCGUCAAGGACGACCAGGUCGCCUCCGUCGAAUGUAUCGGUCUCAUCAAACGUAUCGUCGACAGUAACGCAAAUCGUCCAGACGGAAAAGACGGACGAAAUCAACGUCGACAGGCAUCAGGUAGAGGUAGCAUACAUCUACAAUCCAUCGUCGUUCUACGUCCACUAUCUCUUCUCAAAGCCGGAAUAUGACCAACUGAAGAAAGAUUUGCAAGUUUACGCGAAUAGCUGCGACGAGAGACCGAUUGAACUCCACCAAAAUGACAUGUGCAUCGUCAAGGAACGGGUGGGCUGCCGUUGGCACCGAGGACGCGUGCUCAAAGUGAAAGACGUGAGCUUAAACAACUUUCCCGAAACGUUGUACACUAUACUUUACAUAGACCAAGGCUAUAAGGAAUGCCAUGUGCCGAUCUCGAGGAUACGGACCAUCAGUGAUAAGCAUCUGAAGUUACAACCGCAGGCGGUUCGAUGCUGUCUGCACGGCAUAGUGCCUAUAAAGAACAUGUGGUCGGCCAAGAGUACAAAGGAUUUCAAGAAGUUGUUGCGACAAACCACGGUUUUCAUGCAUAUCAUGAAGUACACUUUGGAUAUUCUAUACGUGGACAUUUGCACCGUCUCUUUGGCAGGCAACAGCAUGGGCCCGCAAUCAAUAUGCAACGCUCUGAUAUAUAUGAAACACGCGUGUAACGAUAUGUCGAUAUCUCAGAUGCGUCCGAUAUACAAUACCUAUGUGUAUAAUAAGGAAGAACUUACGUUAAAUAAGACUACGGAUGUUACCGUCAACCACGUCGAGUCUCCGGCUGAAAUUUACGUGUCGAAGAGAGGGAAGCAAAAUAAUCUUUUAAAGCUGUUGGGUGAGUUAAAAGAGUAUUACGAAGGCAACACUUCAGUACCAAUCAUCAGUACGCCUAAGGAAGGUUUACCGUGCGUAGCACAGUACACAGACGAUGCGUGGCACCGCUGUGAAAUCGCCAAGGUGAUAUCUGAAAAUAAGGUCCAAGUCUUUUAUGUGGAUAUAGGACGUACUUUGACUCAGAAUUGCGAUGUGUUGCGAGCGAUUUUGUCCAAAUAUAUUCAUUUUAAGACCCAGGCAAUAAGAAUCUCACUGAUGUACGUGGCUGCCGAUCCCGACGGUAAAUGGAAAGCGGAAUCUAUCGAUGAGCUAUCGAGGAUUUUUCAAGACGUAACUUCUGCUCUAUUGUCCACCCGAAAGAAGACAAUAGACGGAUAUAGCGCUUGCAUACGUCUGCCUGAUAUCCCGGACGUUAGCCGCCUGUUGAAAGCUAAACACCUCGUCAAUUGUUGGAAUUCCGACGAAUCAAAAAGAAAGAUCGGCCAACACGACGCUGACAUACCGGAAUCGUUCGACAGAGAGUUUUUGUCGGAAGAAUUCAAGUCCGACAUCAGAUCCGUUCAGGAGGAGGAGACGAUUAAAGAUCCUUACAAGAUGGAGGUGUACAUAAAACAGAUGAUCACGCCGGAUUGCAUCUACGUGACGCAAGCGGAGCGCAAGGAAUCGAACGCGAGCUUCCUCGAGGAGAUGCAACAGUUCUAUAGAAGCUUCUGCUCCGAAAAGGGAAAGAAUUGGAACGAGGGCGCGGUGUGCGUCGUAUACUCCGCGAAAGACAAGUCCUACUUACGUGCGAAGAUCUUGAAGAUCAAAUCUCCGGAGGUGUUGGUCUACUUCUACGAUUUGGGCAUCGAGGAGACGGUGACGAUUGGGGACGUACAGUAUCUGCAUUCGUGGUUCGCGAAACAACCGGCGUAUUGCUUCAAAGUCAAACUGGCCGGCAUUCUGCCGUGCGGCGGGUCGUCCGCGUGGCCGUCAUUGUCCUGCUCGACAUUGUCUGAUAUUAUACGCAGAAACGCGCGCUACAAGUUUUACAUCACUAAACUGGUUCAGCAGGAGGUUUGUGACGACACGAUACCCGUGGAACUAUGGGUGAGACAGAUAAAAAUACCGGGGCCGUUGGCACCGAGCAUAGUAGAGAUUAAUUCUAUCAACAGGAUGCUGAUAGAAGAGGGUGUUGCCUUGCCUAUCAAAGACUACUUCUCCAAAGCGAGGUCGGUUUAUGUUGCGGAAUUCAAGCGACAAUUACUGGACAGCCAUAUGUUCGUGUCAUGUGAUGAUGACAUAAAGUGGCUUAAUAAAGAGAUUUGUCGCAGCGUUAAUUGCGAGAUAGAUGAUUCGUCAACAUCACACAAAUACAGUUUGGAAGAACUAUUGAAAGAAACUUGUAUCGUUGGCAAGCCGAAAAAGGAACAUUCGAAGAGAAUAUCUGACUGGCUACCAGCGCUUCCGAUAACGGAAGAAGUAUUUCACGCUAUACCAACAUACGUGGACGACCAUGGCAGCGUGUACUUGCACUCCGUGAAGCAGAAUUCCGCGUCGAUUAGCCUGAUAGAGAAGGAACUGCAGUCUCAUUUCGAGUUGAAGGAAAUUCAAUUAUACCACAAUUGGAAAGAAGGAGAUGUGUGUAUCGCACAAUAUCAUCUUAACAAGAGAUGGUAUCGCGGCAGAAUAAUCCAAGUUUUCGGUGCAACGCUAAAGGUGGCGUUCGUCGACUAUGGAAAUGUGGAGGAUUGUGACGUUAUGAGUGUAUCGAGAGACAUUAAAAUGGAGCAUAUUCCCAUUCAGUGUACAAAAUGCGUUAUCAGCGGCCUGAGUCCGGAAACCGUAAGCGGCAACUGGACAUUGGACGAUUUAGACCGAUUACACUCGAUCCUUGUCGAUAAAAAGUGCAGUGUAUCUAUUUUGCAGCGGGAACCCACGCAUUUGGUCAUAUCGAUAGCAUUAUCAGAGGCACCUCAUUCGGAUUUCCUCACAUGCCUCUUAAAUUUGAAAACCAAAGUAGGUAUGAAAAUUAAGAUCGAACGCAAGGAGUGGAAUGACUCGAUCGACGAGGAAACUUCGUUGUCCGACUCUGCCAGAAACUCCGUCCUUAAUGAAGAAAUAACUAACAAUGAGGACGACGACACCUCGAAGACAUCUUCGUUGGAAUUGGAAACGAAGGAUGUUAUGUUGAAGGAGAACGUGAUUAGCGGAAAUUCGAUAGAGAAGCUCGAAUACAACGAUGACAAAGAGAUACUUCACUUCGAGGAUAUUCAGUGGCCGGAGUUAUUUACUUCGGGGGACUGCAUGUUUUCCUCAACGCCGCAGAAUGAAUCGGAGGAAGGGAGUUUCUUCGGCGAAUAUAAACCGUUGAUCAUUCCGCCGGAUACCAAGUAUAUCGAAGUGAUAUUACGUUGCAACAGAAGCCCCAUUAUCUCGUGCGCGCAAUUGGCGGAAAAUAAUGACGACAUGUUCUCUGAUGUGCUGCACAAUUACUAUUUGCAGUAUGAGGCCGUAACGUUGGACAUACAACAGAAUGCAGCUUUUCAACCGUUAAUCGAAUCUUUUGAAAGUAAUAUUUCGUGCGUAGCAAAGUUUACCGAUGGCGAAUGGUACAGAUGUGUUAUCAUGCGCAGCCAAAGACUUCCGAACAGUAAUGUAGUACGUGUUAUGCUGCACUACAUUGAUUACGGUAAUAGCGAUCAUAAAGAUUUGAAUUUGUCGGACAAAAAUCAUGAUUUGCGUCUACCGAAGAAAGAAUGGAUGGAGGUGCCCGCCAUGGCUUUCGAAUGUAAAUUUUGGAACAUUAAUUUCGUCUCUGACGAUGUUAAUUUGUUAGCAGACAAGUUAAAUGAAAUAUAUAACAAAGUAGUCGUGGCUAAGAUUAAGGAAAUACAUGAGAACAUGCUGGUGGCAGAAAUGUACGAGAACAAUAUAUGCCAAAAACUUUUGUACGAACAAUUGAUAGACGAAGAUUUAUAUCAGCUUAAAAAAUCCAAAAAAGACUGAAUCGCAUACGCUCAUUUUCGCAGCUAUACAUUCCUAAACGUUAAGUUUUAGUUUUUCUUUGUCACUGUGUAAACGAAGUUUUGUAACAAAAGUCAACUUGCGGUUGUAACUAUAUUUAAUUUAUAUUUGUGACAGGAUUUAUUUUCAUUUUGUCUAAUAUAGAAAUUUGUUUGAAAGUU